Pan troglodytes (chimpanzee) is the source of this 3233-nucleotide messenger RNA. RefSeq names its product IQ motif and ubiquitin domain containing (gene IQUB). Lineage: Eukaryota; Metazoa; Chordata; Mammalia; Primates; Hominidae. Gene Ontology annotation, molecular function: protein binding. Gene Ontology annotation, cellular component: motile cilium; acrosomal vesicle. The record is from RefSeq and is a predicted model, not a curated record. The transcript is spliced from 13 exons. The coding region runs from base 773 to 3148 and encodes 791 amino acids. Gene Ontology annotation, biological process: cilium assembly; flagellated sperm motility.
UUUCUCCCCUCUGCUCCGGCGGACUUCCCAUGUCGCCUUGUGGGGCUAUCGGCGGCGGCAGGACUGGGGGAGUCAGAGGUCUGGCAGCGCUGUCUGCGCAGACCUACCGGACGCUACCUCCCAACCCCUUUUCUUCCUCCUGCCUCCUCCUCCUCCCGUCACCUCCUGACCCGCCGGAGCUCCGAGCAACUGCCAGUCUCCGCCCCCAGCCGCAGCCGGUCACUGGCGGCGCCUUCCGCGCCAAGCUUGGGGGCCUUUUCCGGGUCCUACAGGGCACGGCUUCCGACCCGCGGCCCGGGACGGGGCUCGCAGGCCCCAGAGGGGCAGGCUGGAGAAGGAGGAGGUUAGGUGUCUUCAGGAGGGUUGCUGAGCCCAAGGACGCGCCAUCGCCGCGGAGAAGGAGCCGGACCCCUUGGGCGGAGCGCCCAAUGUGUGGUCCCUCACGCCGUCCCGCACCUUGCUUUUUAGGGUUCUUUUUCCGCUUUCUGAGCCCUUUUAUACCUUACGUUUAGAAGGGGAAAAUCAUCCUCCCACACCUUCUCCCCGACUUUUUGCCUUUUUUGUCUUGAAGUUACCCAAAGGUCUGUGUAUUGUUCUCAAUGGUCCCAAGAAUUACUCGAAUAUAGUUGUUUUUCUGAGGGAGGAUGGAUGGAGAUAACUAUCCUGAUCCCAGUGUCACUUUUUAAGGCAUUCGCUUCAAGAGACAAGCAGUUUAGAAUCAGGCAGAACUGGAUUGCAAAAUUUAUGGGCAGACCGGUAUGUGUGCAGGAAAAUGUCUAAUCAACAGGAGAAGUAUGAAGCUCAGAAUAUAGCCAAUUCAACAGAAGAGAGUGAUGAUGCUUUUGAUACUGUCACUAUUCCAGUUCCCUCAGAAGAGCCUCAAGAGUCAGAUCAAACUGAAGAGCAUGAAUCUGGAAUAGAACAAUUCAGUGAGAGCCAUGCAAUACAUGUUGAGGAGCAGAGUGACCAAAGCUUUUCAAGCCUGGAACCAGACAAUGAACAACUCAUGGAAGAGGUUAUAUCACCAAGACAAGUUUCAUAUACUCCGCAACAUCAUGAAAAGCAAUAUGCAAUGCAGAGGCCAAAUGACGAUAGUUUGGCAUUUCUGGAUAAAAUAAAGUCUGUAAAGGAGUCUUUGCAAGAAUCAAUGGAAGAUUCUCUAGCAACAGUAAAAGUUGUACUUAUUCCAGUGGGCCAGGAAAUUGUAAUACCUUUUAAGGUUGAUACCAUUCUUAAAUAUCUUAAGGACCAUUUUUCACACUUAUUAGGUAUCCCACAUUCUGUACUGCAGAUAAGAUACUCAGGAAAAAUUCUUAAAAAUAAUGAGACUCUAGUACAACAUGGAGUUAAGCCACAGAAAAUUGUACAAGUGGAAAUCUUUUCUACAAAUCCAGAUCUGUAUCCAGUCAGAAGAAUAGAUGGAUUAACUGAUGUCUCUCAAAUCAUAACUGUCACUGUCCAAACUGGCCUUGAUCAAUACCAGCAGGUACCUGUUGAGAUUGUCAAAUCUGACUUUCACAAACCAUUUCUUGGUGGAUUCAGACAUAAAAUAACAGGAGUAGAGUAUCACAAUGCUGGAACACAAACUGUACCUAAAAGGAUUCCCGAAAGACUCAGUAUAUUUUGUAGGGAUACACAGACAGUUUUUCAGAAAAAAAAUCUCCAACAAACUACAAAUACAACAUCCACACAGAUGACUAACAUUGGUGUAUAUGUAUCAAAUAUGACUGAUAAACUGGUAACACCAGGAAAGUAUUUUUCAGCAGCAGAAUACCAUGCUCAAAGACUAAAGGCGGUGAUAGUGAUACAGACUUACUACAGGCAAUGGCAUGCUAAAAUCUUCGUAGAGAAUUUAAGAAGACAGAAAAGCUUAAGAUUGGAAUGGGAAACACAGCAAGAACUAAAGAAGAUAAGAGAAAAAGAAGAAUGGAUAAAAUUGGACUAUCACCGGAGGCAUAAUCCUAAAACAAAUGAAGAUUUUGAAUUUCUUUAUAAUGCAUUAGAAUUCUGGCGGCAAGAAGAACUUACACGUAUUAACCAAUCUUUUACUGGAGCUGAAAGGAAAGCUGCUCUGUGUGAACUUCUGGAAAAAGAGACUCAGAUAAUUGCUUCCAUUGGGAGACAUAGAUACAUUGCUUAUAUGGCAAAUCAGGAAGCAGCAAUACAAGCUUUUUUGGAUAAGUGUUCAGCUCCAAAAAUAUGGAGAACCCCUAAUGGCAAAACAAUUGAGAUGGAUACGCAGUUCACCAUCAGAGCCAGAGAGCUGCAAAAUAUCUAUAAGUGCAUUAUGCUGAAAAAUAUCUCCCAAGAUGAGAGGCUGGAUGUGCUGUUAACUCUUAAACACACUGUAAAGGAACAUGAAUGUAAACUAACUCAGGAAAUUCUAGAAUUGAUUGACAGAGAGGUUGACCUUAUGAUGAGAGGAGUCAAACAUCAUAACCUUGAAGGACUCAGAAAAAGAAUUGCGACACUCUUUUUUCAUUAUAUCAAAACACCUCUGUUUAAUCCUGAAGUUGCAAAAUACCUUAAGGUCCCUCAAGACCCAUUGAAAUUUUAUAAGAAGAUUUACUUUUGCCACAGUUGCCAGCUUUAUUUGCCUUCUACAGAAUUUUCUGUAUCAUCCACCUCACGCCGCAUAUACCGGUGUCGUAACUGCAUUAACCUUCAGAAUGAGGCUCAAAAACGAGAAUCAUUUUUGAAGUACAAAUGUUUACUUCAACAGCUCUACUAUACAGAAGCUGAUUAUGAAGGUGAUUCUAAAAUUGCUUUCUUGAUGCAGCUACAAGACAUUCAGUACCUGACAGAGAACAUCUGGGCGUCCCAGUCAGUCCUCAGUGCCUGCGACAAUCUCAGUGAUCUGGUCAUGGUCAGAUGGAAUAAAUCCCUGGAGUGGUCCCCCUGGAACUGCAUUCUUCUUACCAAAGAUGAAGCGGCUGCUCAUCUCAAGCUAACAAGUAUUGAAGAGGGAUAUGAACGCUCAUUUAUUCACAAGAUCAAACACAAACAUAUCCUGGCUAAGAACUAUUUUUCUCAGAUUCCACUGCUGGCUUCGUUUAUACUUGAUGAUGGUGAAAUUGAUGAGAUCAGAUGGAAGUAUCACUCAGACACAACACCUAAGAUUAUAGAAUCCCAGAGGCCUCCUCAUUAGGUGAUCCAGGAGUAUUUGUUUGAUGAUCGGCAUUUUGUUCACUGCUAAUAGGGUAAUACAGAGGUCACAGAGUAUGGAAAUGGAA